Podarcis lilfordi (Lilford's wall lizard) is the source of this 28805-nucleotide messenger RNA. The record is from the annotation of a GenBank genome assembly. NCBI's taxonomy places the organism in Eukaryota, Metazoa, Chordata, Lepidosauria, Squamata, Lacertidae.
UCCCAGAACCCCCCGCGCGGCGCGUGCCUUCUCUCUUUCCUCAGGCGGAGACCGCGCGGAGCGGAGCAGCUGCUGGUUCUUCCUCUCGGGUUCCCCCCCCCCCAAAAAAAUACCGUUUCCCUCCUCUCACCUAACGGUUAUUGCGUGAGUAGAGACCAUUUCUUCUCACGGGGGGGGGGGAGGUGAGAAGGGGUUGCUAGGCGACGCUUUACCGGCAAAAAAGAGGGGGGGCCCUGAUACUUCAAAAAUGGGCUUGAGCAGAAACCGUCCCCCCCCACGUCCCAUCAUGCACCGCGGGGGCCUGACUUUGGACCGCCAAAACGGGGGGGGGGAAGGAGAAGGGCGCCCCUUGCAGAUGGAAUGGGAACCCAAAGGGCCAUCUAGUCUGACCCCCUUUGCUUCAGGGUUUUUGUGUUAUUUUCCUGGGUUUUUUUAAAAAAAAUAUUUUAUUAAGGGUUUUCUUGUUUUACAGAAGUAAGUGAAAUGCCUCGUAUUUUUUCCCCCCCAUGUAACAUUUUUACAAAUCCGUUUCAUUUGUUGAGGCAUUAGGGGGAGAAGAAAAAAAGGAAAAAAGAAAGGGGGUGGAGAGAGGGAAGAUGGAUGGGGGUGGGGUCGGGUGGCGUUCCUGGUUUUAUUGUGAUUUUUUUUUCUUACUCCCACCCCCCACAUGUAUGGAAGCAGGAGGCGGGUUAGGAAAGAGCCCCUUUUAUAGGUAGAAUUGUAGAAUCGGGAGGAGAUCCCUAGGGAUCAUCUGGUCCACUUCCUUUGCCUUCCUCUUCCUUUCUUUCCUGGCUAGAAAAUUAUUGUUGUUAUUCCUUUCUUGCUUUAUAUCCCACCCUUUUUCUCCUCCUCCCCCCCCAGACAAGGUGUCAAGGCAGCUUACACAAAUUAAGACAGCACGGAUAGCAUUCAAAAAGCUAAAGUAAAAAAAGCGAAAGGUGGUUGCAUAAAAGUAAUUGAACUCAAAUGGAACUGAAAUAGUGGCGUAUUUAUUAAUCUGGCUGUGUUUGUAGAACAAUAUUUAAACACCUCUAAGUGGGGUACACAAAAAUGCUGCCAUUUGCACCCCCCUUCCUGUGUUUCCCCUCUGUCUGUUUUAGAUUGUAAGCCCUUUUAGGGCAGGGACCUGUCUAACUUGUUUGUAAGGCACCAUACGCAUAGAUGUUGCUAUAAAAAAACUAUAGUAAUAUGUGGCAAAGUGAAAAAUUCAACUUUAAGAAGAGGGGUGCUGGGUUAUUUAUGAAUUUUUUUUACUCCACUUUUUCUCUCUGAGGAACUUGGGGUGCUCUUCCACUCAUCCCAGUCUUACCUUUCCCAUUGAUGUGGUCGUGAGUUGGGUUGUAAUUGGCCCAGAGAAUAAAUCUGAGAGGUUGCUGAUCCAAAUCUUGACUAUGAUUCAACAUUGUAGGCUGCCUUAGGCAAAUGAUUGUCUCUUGGCCUUAAGUUGGGAUGAUAACUGGUCUCUUCUAUAGCAUUGCUGUAGCACAUUGGUUAUAGUGUCUAGGGAGACUUGGGUUCAAAUUCUCACACAGCUGUGGAUCUCAUUGGCCGAUCUUGUUGCGUGAGUCACCAUCUCUCAUCCUUGCCUACCUCAUGGGACUGCUGUCUGGAUGAAAUAAGAGGAAGGAGAGCCAUGAACGCUGCUUUGAGCUUCUUGGAGGAAGGGCAGGAUAUUAAUGUAAUGUUUGUGAAGUCCUUUCAGUUCUUCAAAGUGCUAGGUAAACGCCAAGUUGCCGGGGUGUGCAAUUGGCCAUUUUGGCUGCUAGCAUUUAAAGCUGGUUUUUGCCAUUCUAAAUCAGGCUGCUAUGCUAUUCUGACUGACCACCUGACUGCCUCUCUUAUGCUGACCUAUCUUAUGGGUUCGGAAGAACUGCUUUGCUGAAUCAUACCCAAAGGCUGCUUAUUCUGGCAUUUUUGCCUCAGACAGUGGCCUUAUGGAUGCUUUUGAAAUGCUUCCAAGCGAGGCAUGAUCACUUCCUUUUGUGUCAUCGUUUGGUAGUUGGAGGUGAAAUUGGUAGUUUCAGGCAUAGUCUUCUGUUUUUGCCAUGGUAGUCCUGUCUUCCAUGAACUUGAAUAAUUCCUGAGGUUGUUUCCAAGCAGCUGUGAGCCAAUGCAACCUUCCUCCAGGAAAUAUAUAAAGCUGUACUUCAAGAAGUUUGUGGAUGCAUAUACAAAAAACUGCAUUUUCUCACUAGGUGGUCUCUUGCCACAUAUGUGAUCCUUUCUACUCGCAAGUGAACUGUUUGUGAUGGAGUCCGAGGCGUUCUCAAGAGGAAACUUUAUUUCACACAGUGCUCUCUGCAUAUCUCUGCCACCCAAGGAUUGAAUUCUUUCACCAACCUUCUCUAGCCCAGCUUCUUCAUACAGCUAAAGAAAUGUGUCUGCAUUUACUUCUUAAUAAUAAAUGUGAGGGAUUGUUUCUGGUUUCUGGUUUGUUACUGCCCCGUCUUAGAACCAUGACUGGCUACAACAUCUGCUGUAGCUAUAAAGCACUGCAGCAUUCCUGAGUAUAUCUGCCUGUGACAGUUCUAUCUUUGCAUUUCCUGCAUUCUAACCACUGUUCCAUUUUUAAUUCAAUGUUGUUAACUACUGUAUGCUAUCUUAACUGCUUGUGGAUCAUACAUAUUUUUUUUCUGCCCUGCAUUAAAUGUUUGCUGUUGGAUUUCCCUUUUCUUUUUAUAGCAGCAUUUCCUCUGUCCUUGUUCUUCUCUCCCCCCCCCCCCCCCCACUUUUGAGUUUUUAUUUUAGGUGACCCUUUAAACAGAAUACUGGACUAGAUGGGCCUUUGGCCUAAUCCAACAGGGCUUUUUUUUAAGGUUCCUACCCUUACUGUUGUGUUGAGGGUUCUGGUUCAGAAAACGGACAGGCAUCUCUAACCUGACACUGUGACAGAAUACCUUUAACUAGGAUUGGGAAAAACACAAGUGCCUUAAGACCUGGUGACAUAUUUUCUCAAAUGUUUUUCCUCCCCAUCAGAACCAAGGUUGUUGUUGUUGUUUAGUCGUUUAGUCGUGUCCGACUCUUCGUGACCCCAUGGACCAGAGCACGCCAGGCACUCUUGUCUUCUACUGCCUCCCGCAGUUUGGUCAUUAUUUUUUAAGCUAAGGUGCAAAUCUUUACUUGAGGAUUUUGCAGUUCCACCACCCUCGGAAGAUCGGAGCAGAGAGGUUGGUCCGGACCAGGGCAUUCUCUGCAGUAGCCCCUAAGUUGUGGAAAUCCUUCCCUACAGAUAUGUGUGUGUGUAGCACCUUCCUUAUACAUCUAACAGUCUUUGACACCUGAGAAGUGUGCUUUCAGGAUCCACACUAUUCCUGCAAUAGUAAUUAGUUUAAACUGUUUUAAUACUGAUUUUUCAGCAUCUGUAACUUCCGCUGGGACCUUGCUGGUGAAGGGCAGGUAAUAGAGUUAAAUAAUAAUAGUCAUAAUACAUUUUUCUUUUCAUUAUGAGGCCUUCUGAGGGAUUCUCUAUUAUGGUAGCCUCCUGCCAUAGAGGGCGAAGCUUUCAUGUUACAUACAGGGGAGAGAGCUACCCUUUGGGAGUGGAGCUGGUUUUUUAAGAGUCAAACCCUUUUUUGCUGCGUUGUGUUUCAGAUAUUUCCACUUCUGCACAGUGCCAUAAACAGCUACUACUUAUCUUGUAGGAUUGUGCUGUGAUGGUGGGUUUGAAUCUCUUGGUGGCUUUACUCUUUGGCUAGUACGAUUCUGGAAACAAAGCCAUCUUAACCUUUCUGUUUUCUGUCUUUCUUUCUUAAUGCUAUCCUAGGAACUAAAAAAGUAAGUACUUGCUCACAAUAUUCUUGCUCCUUUGUUUGCUUGACUUACUCGAAUGAAAAGUGAUGCCCAGUAAGGUAGAUCUACUAGGCUUGGCUUUUAAAGUAUUUAAUAGCAAUUGUGGCAUUAAGUAUUUAUAUUGUACUUGUGUCUUACAUUUUGAUGCUGAGGCUUUUGUGGAGGAGUGGAUAGCAUCUUAUUUCAACAAAAACAGCAGGAAUGUAAAAUUACUACUGUCUUCCACCAUCUACAGCCUCCUAAUGGAAAAUACGUCUUCUGCUGCUGAUAAUCUGAGGUGUAUUGCCUUUUAGACAAUUGUAUAUUGGUUUUAGAUUCUACCCAGCUCUUUUACAAAAGCUUGGUAGCAACUACUGAAAAAAUAAGUGAUUAACAGGAUACCACAUUAAAACCUAUUUAAAAUAAAUCUACAUUAGCUUUACUAUGGCUGUUGAAAGCCAGCCCAACCAAGAAAGCUUUUUCAGGCUGCCAGAAGGUAUUCAUGCUUGACAUAUCUCUAUUGUGAUUUCCACAACUGUGUAGUGACUGCUGAUUAACCUCGCAAUAUAUAUAAUUACCGCUCAUUCUAGGCGACAUGUACAGUACAGUUCUGGAGGCAUUCCUAUCACAACCGGUAGGAUCAGAGGAGAGGGUAAGGCCCACGCUAUUAAACUUUUAUAACCAUAAUCUUAGCAUGUCUCAAACAAAAAAAUAAUAGUAAUUAUAUUAAACUUAAAAUAUGCAUUUAAAUAACCCCACCUACUGUAAAAUAUUGCCUCCUUUUUGAAACAGCAGUUUCACUCACUGGUUUAAAGCAAUUGGCUCUAAUUCUGCUAAUCCCAGAAUAAGAUGGAACAUUUAGGGGGAACACCAUGUAAGCACCCUUUCUUUUUAAGGAUUUGGGUUUUCAAACAAAUUGUCUAUGCAGUUCAUGUAGAAAAAUCAUGCCCAUGUCUCAAAAGGGUGUAUCCCUUUUGAGAUAAUCCAAGUCAUAACUGAAAUAAUUUCACAAAUAUAUUUACUGCUGCUGAAUCCUUUUAGCUAACAGCUUCUCUCAUAACAUUUUCCAAAGUGAUAGCCCCAAUAUUUAGCAUUUUGUAAGUCACCUGAUUUUGGCCUUAGGGUGGAAGGGUCACUGCUUCUGUUAUGUGCUCUUUGACACUUCAAGCAACUGGAGAAUAAUAAAAUUAAACUCCUCUCCCCUCCUCCCCCCCUUAUUCACUGUUCCUUCUCAAAAUAUGGCUCUUUUCUCCAAAUUUAAUACAAGUAAUUUGUGGCUGUGGAAGAAUCCUAUCUAUCCCUUGUGUCUUUGUCAGCCUUUUGUUAAAAUCCUUGUUUUUUCCCUUCUCCAGCUCUUUCCCCUGACCCAAAACUGUAGCUUACUCUUUUACGCUGUUGGAUGCUGCUUCUAUUUCUAGGGGAAGCUUCAAUAUUCCAAAUUCUCCCCAAAUCCCUUAUCCCUUGCACUUAGUUAAUGGCUAUAUCAAAAGGUCGUGGAAGAGUUACCACGGAUGCAAGCACUGUUCCCACUUUGCUCCUCCCGUAAUACAAACUGGAACAGCAAACCACAAUUUCUGGCUUAGCAUGGUGUCCGGAUCAGGGAUCAUUGUUUAUUUCACUCCCCCCCCCCCCCAAUAAAAAAACCUGCUAUGUGAAUCCUAAGAUGUGCGCUUUUCUUGUCCAUGGCUUGUUUGAGCGACACAAACCACAAUCCCUGGUUUGGACAUAAUGCUAAGCAAGGGGUCAUGGUCUCCCCUGCUUGUACUAAGGGAGCAACAAAAUGGAAACUAUCUCCACCUUGACAAUAAACCAUUAACUAUGGUUUACGCUGAUGUGGAAUGCAGCCAGGGUUUCAUACAGCUUCUGCCAUGUAUGGGACAACUGGCUAAUUCCCUUUUUAUGCAACGUUAAAAAUACAUUAAAACUAGGAUUCUGAGGUUAUUGUAAAUAUGGGACCUACUUUGUGCGAUGUGCUGGAAAUGUGCAGUGUACCUGUUUCAACAUUCAUUAAAUGCACUGGGAGGCCAUGUGCAAGGAGAGGCAAGAGGUUUACUCCCAUCAGUCACUACUUUUCAUCCCCUGAGAUGGCAUUGUGAUGUCAUUGCCGUUCACUAGUCACAAUGCCCUAGAGAUUUUACACAAAGGAGACUCCCUUGACUAAGUCCAUACAGCUCCCAGCUUUUCAACAUCUUGAUAUGAACUUGUUUUCAAUGGGGUCAGGGCUGGACUUUUAAGAAGUAAAAUUUUCCAUUUUUUUUAGAACGAGCAUUCCAUUUCAAGUCACCAAUAGUAAGUAGGGAAAUUUAAAAAAUGCUUUUCAAGAAAUAGAAAGCUCAUUUUUAAAAUAAUCUUGUUUUUGGGGGUGUCCAGUGCUGAUGUGUCUUUCAAGUUAAUUCACUUAUACAAGAAUUACACAUUCACAAAAUUGUUCACAGUGAUAGACCCAAUAUUUAAUACUGUACCAAGAGCAUAGAUUUUAAACCACAUGGUAAAUUUCAAAAGUUUGGAUUUCAUUAAUAGCAUAAAUAUGGGCACAAAUCACACCAAUCACAGCUUUGAACCAAACUAAACCUCAGUAGGGCUUUUAUGAGAUGUAGAUUGGAUUAUGACCAUCAGCUGCACACUAUGAUAUUCGAAAUUUGAGGUCAGUUAUUCCCUUUGGACUUGUUGGACAGUUGCUACUGAGUCAUUUGUUCAUAUUCUGACAUCCUCUUGCAAAAGGAGUAUGGAGUCCUAAACAGUGCUCAUUUACAUUUUAAUAACUGAUGCUACUUGGAUAUAUAGCAAUGUGACUGAUAACUUUGGUUUAGAUAAUAAGUUUUAUCAUUUGAGCCUCAUGAAUAAAAGAUCAUCCACAAUGCGUAUGUUGUUCCCAGCCUACAAAUGAACAGUGAAAUUGAUUUGCUAAUUUUGAGAGACUUGGCCAACAUCUGUUGAUCUGCUAGAUAGUCUGUGAACUUUGAAGAGCCGUUUGUUGGCUCUGGGAGGGCUAAUAUUGCCUAACCCACAAAUUCCAAUCCAAAAUAUGGCAAUUACUUGAUCUACUUUGCCUCUGCCAUUGUGUGUGAUGAUGUCCUCUGUGGUGGUACCUCGGUUUUUGAACGUAAUCCAUUCUGGAAGACUGUUCAACUUCCGAAACAUUCAAAAACUGAAGCAUGAAUUUCUGGAAGCAUUUACAUCUGGAAAACUCAAUACGGAAGCCGCGUGGCAUAUUUGGCUUCUGAAAAGCGUUUGAAAACCGAAGCAGUUAAUUCUGGGUUUUUGGCGUUCGAAAGCUGAAACGUUUGACUUCCGAGACGUUAAAAAACUGAGGUACCACUGUAUAUUCCAGUGAACACGAUGUGCACUGGAAGACAGAGGGUGCAAACCAGAUCGUUUCAUUGCUCUUACUGGUUCUUGUCUGCAUCCCAAGAUACAGAACUAAAUUUAUGCUGCAUCAAAUAAAUCUACUUUUUGCCCCAUUGUGUAACAACAAAACAAUUUUGGCAUAUGAAAUGUAGUUUGGGGAGACAGAGCCUUCUAGAGCAGCUUAUUUUGAGCAGCUUUGAAAAUUGAGUAAUUCAAGCUGUGAAUAGAGCACAAAACUCUUGCGCACUCAAAACGCCAUUGGGUUAUAUCCGGCUGUGUUUUACUCAGGAGUCAACUAACUGAAAUCAAUUGAUCCAAGCCAGUCAUGUCCGUUAAUUUCAGUGGAUCAACUCUUGAGUAUGACUAGCAUUGGAUUUUAACUAGGGCUCUGCAUAUAUGUAGGUAGUAGAACCUGAGGUCUUGAAAUGAAUAGAACCUAACUGCAUGCCAUUAGUAUGUCUUAGGUUUUUUCCCCUUGCAACUAUAUUGCUGUGCUUGUUUCUUAAUGCUGCCUCCCCGUUUGGAAGAUGAGGACAAGGAAGCUGCUUUAUCCAGCGGAAAAAGUCUGGGUGGACAAGCACAAGUAUGACGAGGCAGAGAGGCUCCACUAUGAGAGGGAAGCAACCUUAGCAGCUUCCGCUGCCGGGGCCUGUCAAGAGGUGGUGGCGGUGAACGGCUUCUGCCAUGAGGAGGACCCUGUGGAAGAAGAGGUGAAGGGAAACCUGUGGAGGGCAGGAAGCAGGAAGAAGCAAAAGAAAAGGAAGUGCUCCCCCAAACGCAAGCCUUUAGACCCCAAAGUGGACUUUGUCCUGGCCGGGUUACUGGCUGACCGUGUCUGGUUUGACAAACCUCUCUUUGACCGGGCGGAAACAGCUUACAGGAAGAAGCUUGCCGAAAUGUUGUUGCAGGAGGCUUCUGAGGGGCUCCCGGCCGCUGAGCAGUCUGCGCUGGUGCCCUGGUCAGAGGCAGAGGCAGAGGUCUUCCAAGGUGAUACGAGGCCACAGAGAAACCUGGCUGCCUUGCACUGUGCCCAUGGUAGCCUGAUGGCCUGCCACCACAUCAUCCAUGAUGUUUGGGUUAACAAGUUCAACUUUGACGACGCUGAGAAGCUGUUUGUCGAAAAAUCCCAGUUGGUGGCUCUACCACAGACCCUGGACCUCUCAUCCACGCCAUUGCACAGCAGUAGUGGACUAACACCAGAUGAAGGCUAUGUGACUGCACUGCCUACUCCUUCAACACCAGCCCAGCCUGCGGAUGUCAUUGUGGAUACCGGUGCGUCCCCAAAUCUGCCUGAUACUUUGAUCCAGCCGGUGAACGGCAAGCCUCAGGUGUCGAGUUUGCAGGCGCUGAUCUCGGAGGUGUGGCUGGAAAAGCCUAUCUACGAUGACGCAGAGAGAUGCUUUUACACAAACAUGUUUGACGGGCACCCUCCGGGAAAGGUGAGGUUGCAGGAGUGUGGGCGCCCAGAGUCUUCCAAGAGGAGCCGGAAGGACAAAAAGGGCCGUAGCACAGGGAAGCAGGCAGCAGCAGGCAAGAGGGGCAACAACAACAUCUCUGCAACGGCACCUCCAGAUUCUGCACUCUCACCAGCCACUUGGUAUUUCAUGCACAAGGACAGCGAGUCUGCGUGGCUCAGCAAACCCACCUACGACAGUGCUGAGGCGCAGUACUACAUCUCCAAAGCCUCAAAGCUGGCAAGCAAGCAGGAGAGCGCCGGAAUGCCCGAAACGAUGUUAGCAAAGCCAUCGCAGCCAGCUGCUCUCGCUUCAAGCGCACCAGAGUCUCAUGCUAAGUAGGAAACGCUUGUUCUGGGGUAGCAUUCCCAAACCUAAUGGGCCAAGAUAGUGUGGAAAAGCUUCUGUAUGUAAAACAUUGAAAUGUGUUGUGUCCCACUGUAGAAAGAUGUAAGCAAGCCAUAAUAGGUUAGAAGGAGGAAGGGAAUGGUUUUAUGAUUUGUCCUCCUCAAUUGCUGGUAGUGCUGCUCUGUACUAUUUAAGCUUAUAAAUUAUUCCCAUUACUUUUGCAGAGCCUGUUAACUUGUUCAGGGGAGGCAUCUGAAAUAGGAUUUACUAUCUCUGUGUUAUUAUUACUUUUAGGGGAUUAGUACCCUGCUCCUCAUGCAAAAACCUUCCAACUGACAUGCAUCAGAAGAGCAAUUUGCUUGAUUAUAUAUAUAUGUAGAGCAUUAAGACGUUCUGCAUAAUUUUAUAUACACAGGUCACAUCUAUUUUUCAUGUGCCUAAUUUGUGGGAGCUUUUGCUUUUGUCAGAUAUGGAAAAGCUUUUUUAAAAAUAUGACUUUCCCAGAUACUGUAUCUGACCCUUUCUGGCUGUCUCAAACCCUGGCCGUAUUAAGCUGGAACUAUACCCUAAAGUGCUUCUUAGCAAAGAAUUGUUGUCACUUGAAGGUACAGUGGUGCCUCGCAAGACGAAAUUAAUCCGUUCCGCGAGAGUCUUCGUCUAGCGGUUUUUUCGUCUUGCAAAGCAAGCCCAUUGACGGAUUAGCGCUAUUAGCGGUUUAGCGGCUAUUAAAGGCUUAAAGGCUUAGGGGAUUAGCUGCUAAAAGGCUAUUAAAGGCUAUUAAAGGCUUAGCAGAUUAGAUAAAGGGGGGGAAAAGCGAAAAAAAUCUCAAGACUCGCAAGGUAUUUUCGUCUUGCGAAGCAAGCCCAUAGGGGAAUUCGUCCUGCGAAGCAACUUCAAAACGGAAAACCCUUUCGUCUAGCGGUUUUUCCGUCUUGCGAGGCAUUCGUCUUGCGGGGCACCACUGUAUGCUGAGUGGUGACUAUGGCUUUGGUGGUUUUGGACUGAUCUGGAAAGGUUUGGAACAUUUAUGUGAAUGGAAUGAACCAAACAGAUACCUCUGAAAGGUGCUUCUUUUUGUUGGCUCUGCGUUUCCCUGCAGUUUGUUUCCUGUCAGGUUCUCCCCUUUCCCUCUUCACUUAAAAUCUUCUAUCCUUUGAUCCUUUUCUGUGUCACCCUGCCCAAUAGCAACCAUGUAGUCUCUCCUGCCAUGCAGUGAACCUCCCUUAGUUUUGAAUUCCACUGCCACAUGCAAAAUUCUCACCUCUGUUUAUGAAAGCCCCUAUUUCCCAUCUAUGUUAUGCUUCUCUUUUGGCCAGUUUACCAAACCACUGUGUACUAGAAGGAAGGCCUCCACAAAAGGGAUGGGAUGUUUUGCUCUUUAGUAAACUUUGCCCUGGUGCUUGGCUUUGCAUUAUUUUAAGCAGGUCUAUGCUGUGUCCAUUGGUGGACGUUGGUUAAUGUGGCUUCAUAACACUCCCUCUUUUUUUGCCCAUAAGAGUUGAAGUGCUACUAAAAUCAUUUACCUAGAAUCAUUUUGGUGGCUUAUUCAGGUGUCCAUAGAGCUGGUGUCAUAGCUACCCUCCUGUCUGGGCAAAGGAACUCUCCUAGCCCUCCUAGAAAGGCAAUGUCAGGAAAAGGUUGUUUGAACAUGAGCAUAUUGAGAAAAAAUAUUCUUAGCUGUUGGUUGGACUGUGUGGAUUUUCACGUGUCUUGUCUCAGGGUAGUUGAACUGGUUUUUUUAAAGAAUGCUUGCUUAUCUUGCAAUGUCAAAAGGACUGAACAGGCAACCAAGUGACAGAGCAGUAGGUUCCUAAUUGGUCCCAUUUACACAAGCCUUCCCAUCUCGGGUAGGGAAGAUCAGUGGGAUGUGGCCCAGUGGGAUGGAAGAGGGAGAUGAUGUUUGACUAAGCUGGCCCUAACCGUUGACCUGAAAUAUUUCUAGGUAUUUAUUUAGUCUCCCCCUCUUUUCAGAAAUAUGGCUGCCAGCUUCCUCAUGCAUGAAAAGAUCUGGUUUGACAAGUUCAAAUACGAUGAUGCUGAGAAGAGAUACUAUGAACAGAAGAACGGUCCAGCUGCUAGCCCCUCCUGCCACCAGGUAAGAGGCAAAUACUGUCCAGGGGAAACAGGCAGCUUGCAUGGCACAAUCCUUCUGGAGCAGGUAGCAAUAUGGUGGGGGCUCUCUUCAUACCUCUAUGAAGUCAUUUCCAUUAACAAUCUCACCACCUACUGAACACCAGAUGAGCUUUGCUAGCCUUUGCCUAGCCUCCUGCUAAUCAGAUGUCUGUGGGAAGCCACCUCCUGCUAGUUCCUGACCACCACCAAGUAACUGAUAUAUUGCUUGGUACCUGUAGGAGCUAUGAAACAAUAUCCUAUGUAGAGUACCUCUCACAUUAUUCUUGGAGCACCAGACGUCUUAAAAUUCUCUUCCUGCCUAUCAUCUCCUUGUCAAGUACUGGGCUUUUGCCUUUGGUUGCAGAACAAUCGCCCUGCUCCCCCCCCCCCCACUCUAUGGUAAAAGGGAAUCCAAAACAUGUUAUUUCCCAAUGGGAUGCACUGCUUUGAGAGGGCAAGUUCUCCUUUCCCUGGUGCGUUUCCAGGGAAGAAGAGCUCCUCAGCUACUGUACAGGUGCUGUAGUUUGAGUACUACAAGAGGUAGUGAUUGCCAAGCAGGUAAUUUCCAGCUUAGCUCCAUUCCACAUUCAUUACCCCUUGCCCCUCGAGCCUUGCAUUCUUUGCACUUCUAAAUGUUUGUCCUUGAGAGUGCUGGCUAGGGUAGAACAAUGUGCAUUAAAAUAAACUUUUGAGCUAUUUGAAAAGGAAAAUGAAGCCAUAUUAGCUGCAUUCGGGUGCAGUGCCAAAGUAUGACUUAACUAUAUGAGGCCUCACCAUGGUGAGGUUUGGUCUCGCAUGUUCUCCUUCUCUUCCCACUUCCUUUAUGUGCAAGGGGAGAAAACUUUACUCUUCCAGUUGUGCUUUGUGACAAAGCACAAUUCUCUCCUUCCCCCGCGCCCAAAUAUAUGCAACUGGCUUUUCCAAAUGGUGUCAAACCAGGAUCUGAUCGUGGUUUGAUGAUCCUAAUUUAACCAUCUGUAGUUUGCUACAAAGAGAAAACGAAUGCUUCAGAUUUCCUCUUUUGUAGGUGAAGGGCUGGAAAGGCCUGUUAUGACACAUUCCCAUAUUGCUAAACCAGGGAGGGGGGACAUUUUUGGUCUGGUGGCCCAGAUCUACAAUUCUCUUUUGUGCACCCAGACUAAACAGGACUGAACACUCCGCACAUCAGCUGGUGAGAGGGGAAUGGAAUCCUGCUGUGCCUGUCUGCCCCAUACCUGAUGUCACAUAGGAUGUUUGGUGUGGGGCAGGUGAGUGUGAUUGCAGGAAAAUGAUCUUGCAGGCCAAAUGGGGAGGCCUGGUGGUCUAGAUUUGGCCUGUGGGCCAGAGGUUUCCCACUCCCGUGCUAAACCAUGCUUUAGUGUUCCAUCUGAAUGCAGCCACUGACGGAUUUAAGCUGUUUCCCAAUAAUCCAGGUUACACUGAAAGGACAGAGUAGGAACAGCCUUGCCUCCUUGGCAUUGAAUGAUGGAGAUGAGAGGCAGGAUUCAGUAGUGUUGAUAAGGUUUUCUAGGCUGCAAGAAAACAGCUGUAUAGCAGGGAGCAAAGCUUUGUGACUGAACAGGUUCCAUAGAGGUUGCUGUUGACUCUGUUAUAGAAGAUGGCUUGUAAGGAAGGGAGAAAGUGCAGGAAAUUCUUACAUGUUCUUUCUUACGAAUGUUUGCCGGCUGUUAUGAACAGCAUUUGUUGGACACCCGCAUACUCCCCUCUUCCUCACAACCUGCAACUUCUUUUAUCUGUGGCAGCUCAUCUAAAACCCACUGUGUCUGUACAUGCAAGACAUUUCCCCUCUCUUUUCUUGCCAGUUUAUAUAGGCCCCUCCCUAAGGGUAAUAGAAAAGUUUAUAUAGACCCCUCCUUAAGGGUAAUAGAGUGGAAGUCUCCAGAUUAGACCAAAACGAAAUUAAAGUUCUGACUCGGCAGCAGCACAAAGACUUGUAGCGGUGUCAACUGAAUUUCUGCAAAUUUGUCCAGGUUAAGGUGGAAACCCUUAAUGUAGUGGCUGGGCCACAAAUAUGUAAAAAUGCAAAACUGAAAGAUGGUUGAAAUCUGCAGGGCUUUUUUAAAAUAAUUGCCUGGAUGGUAGAUGCUGUACCUGUUCAGCUACAGUUGUGCUGCCUUCAGUAGUUACACGAUUGUAGGAAUUAGAAAUGCUCACCUGUGAGCAAUUGUGCACAUGGUACAAGCUCUCAUAGGGGCAGGCUGUGAGUGAAGCAGAGGGCUCUCUUUUCUCUGGUAAGCAGGAGAUCAAGUGAAGUUUGCCUCAUAUCCAGAAGCAUCAGCUUCUAAGUAUUCAGUCUCCCAGGGCUUAUUCUCCAAGCUGCUUUGUUAGUUAGUAAGGAACUUGAAGCAAAUGAGACUGACAUUCAUUAGGGCAAUGAAAUUGAUAAGCGUCUUCUUUACAUCUUGAGAGCAUGACAGUGUGAUGGCCUAUACUUGUCUAAUAAAGAUUUGGCGAAGUAAGUAGAGAACAUGACAGUUUAGAAGGAUGGCUCUUGCCAGGAAGGAUUAGAUUGGUGCUUUCCAGGGCCCUGUUUUCUUUUGGGGGUUUUUUAACACAUCAGGGGCUGCCUGGCAGUGUAUGCCACAAGAGAGACUGAAGUGUGCCUUCAGUAUUCACCAUUCCAAACACGGAUUCUUUGACGCAGCUUGCACUAUCACUAGUCACAGGGGAAUCCUAGAACACCCAACAUUGGCCAGAAAGUUCUUUCCCAUCCCUGAACCCUAACUGAAUGGACAGAAAACAGCAUAGACUUGGCUGUCCCACAGUUCUAAAGAACUGGUUGAGAAACUGCACAUCUUCCUGCCUUGCAAAUAACUUGACAGUUAUUUGAUUCUGUUUUUUUGGGUAUAAGACUGAAGUGUGUGUCCAUUUCUUUUUGUUUAAACCUGUGCCACAGGUGUCAAAGGUUUGGGAAAACGCUCAUGUAGGAUCUGAUGCAUACUAAUCUCAGCUUAGUUUGUGUGGAGGGCUUCAGAUGCAUGGCCUAGGCAGCGUGAUUGCCACCAUUAGAACAGCACAGCUUUCAUGAUUUAACAGCAGUUGUUAUGCCAGAAGAUACAGUCUAGAUUAAAGUUAAACCCAUCAUCAGGUCAGCAUGAGGAAACUUAUGUUCAAGGCUGUGAUGUGUAGAUUGGAAUACCCCACACAGAAUUUGGUAUCCUGAAAAAAUUCACCUAAAAAGUUUCAAGUCACAAUGGUUGAGAGGUGCUUGCUAACACAUGACCUGGAGAAAACCUCAGAUGAGAGGGGAUCUGGUUUGCCAGCAGCUGUGGCAUCAGUGCUUGGCCCAACUCUGCCCCCCAUCUCAUGGCUUCCUUUUCAUGUUAUACAUCUAGCCCAGGUAUGCUUGCCAUCUCCACCAUGUUUCCAAUUCUGUCAGCAUCAUUCUUGAUGUGGUUGGGGAGAUGCCAGGUUUUUUGAAAGCCUGGCGCUUAAGAGCAGAAUCUUGUUCAAAACCAAGUAUAUUCAAAUUUCAUAAUCUAGGCCAGCGUUUCUCAAACUUGGGUCUCCAGCAGUUGUUGGACUACAACUCCCAUCAACCCUGACCACUGGUCCUGCAAGCUAGGGAUCAUGGGAGUUGUAGCUCAACAACUGCUGGAGACCCAAGUUUGAGAAACACUGAUCUAGACCAAAGAAUGCAAGUCUCAGUUCAGGAUAUGCGACUGCCCUGCCUUUGAUGUAAGAAAUUUAUUGUGUCUAUAAACCCACUCUAUUUGCAUAGGGUGGGUAGCAGCAGUAUAAAAAAGCACUUUUGUCAAUUCAAAGUCUGCAUGUGCACUUUCUGUGGGGAAUAGGGUCACUGACCCAGAUACUGACUUGGGUAUGGCUGUGUCAUGAAUAGCUACACCCGCUUCUCUGAUGCAAAAGUUGGUGGGAAGUUGGAGCGUCCCGGUGGCUUCUGCCUGAAUCCUAUCCUGCAGCUAUUCCAGAAGACAGUCUGGCUAUAUAGCUGCUGACAACAUAGUUGUUUCAUUCCGUGGAUGGAUUUUUACGCUCACUAAUUUUUUUCAAUGGCUGACUGCUCUCGUACACAGUAAAAACACUUUCCCUUCUUUCAUGUGAUCCACCCUCAGUAAUUUCGCCUGUAUCUGUUUGUGCCUUUUAAAAAAGAACAAAAAAACCAAACAAAAAACCAAACACUUGGUUCUUUCUGCACUGUUUGCAGGAGAACGGAGCCAGCACGAUCCUACGCGACAUUGCCAGAGCCAGGGAGAAUAUCCAGAAGUCGCUGGCCGGAGUGAGUACCUGGGCGCUCUCUCACCAGCUGGCUAACUGCAUUCAUUUUUCCUAGCUAUGGCAUAUCUCACAGAUAUAACUCCCCCUGCUCCUACUGUGACUGAUUCCCCCCCCCCCCGAGCCUGUGCGUGUGUCGCUUUUCUUACCAUAAGUCAGAGGGGAUGGAUGAGGUGGAAUGAGCUCUGUCAUAUCAUAGCAUCCUAUUUGUGACAUAAUCCUGCUUGCUCUAGCCAGACUGCAUCUGCAGACUAACCCAAAGUGGAAUUGCGGUGUGGCAUUCCAUCAGCUCAUAAUUCAGAACCAGAGCAUGCGCUUGGCAGCAGUCAUAGGUUUUGCUAGGUUGCCAUUUCAGACGGCAGGUUGCAGCCUUGAAUGCAGCCUUGUGAUAUGUGCUCGUAUGUCAGUUCUACUCUAGCUUCUUGACAUACAUUGGUGGUUGGGAGCUUAUAACUUGGGGGGUAAUUCAAGCAUGCAUCCCCCCCCCCAUCUGAUCUGGCAAAAUAAAUUGCAUGCAACUUCCUCUGUUUCUGUUCUUUGCGGGCUUAGCAAUUGCUUAGCUUCACACUAACGUAGCACUUCAGGGACAGCAGUUGACCUGUCAGCAGGGGCAUUUGUGAGCUGAACAGUGAAUUUCUUGAUCCAGUUUCCGUUAAGAUAUAUACAGAGAGAUUGCAUUUGCACAUUCUGCCUCCGGUGAGCUGGUUUGGCUGUGAAUUUUAACUCUGAAUGCUGCUGCAGUAGCUUAGCCUGGGUUCACCUAAACAAAGGCAGUUGACUUUCUUUAGCAAUCACAUUGCUGUUCCUCCUGAGGAGCUUGGAGUCAUUUGCACAGGUUCCCAGGCUCUCCAAAUUCCUUAGCUUCAGCAAUAGAACUGGAUCGUAUGCAGUUUGGUUCAGGAACACAAACUUCAAUUUGAUGUUUAGUGGGCAUGUCCUCUAUAGUUUCCCAUAAAGAGAAUCUUGUUCAGUAAAGCAGGCAAACAAUAUCCCAGAUUCUUCCCCAAGUGAUUUUUUUUUAAAGAAAGUAGCCCUCACCCACAUUCUUAGAUUCAUGCAAAGUAAAGCCCCCAUUUCAGCUCCUGAGUGAGAACAGGAGUUGUUUUUAGGAGCGGCUGUUGAACUGAAGUAACAGUCCGUGUUAACUGUGACCUCGGCUAUGGAGCAUAGCUAGAGUGCAUAGUGUAGAUUUACAGUUUCCAGAAAAUUUGAAGCCAUAGUGGGAGGCAGAACUGUAGUUCUGCCCCCUCCCCCUGGAAAUUUUUGUGCAAAAUAAUGUAUUGCAUAUUAAACCAAAAUUACUUUGCUGCUUUAAGUACAUAAAAUGCAUCAUCUAUAACUCAGCAUAAGAGUUUGCCCCCCAGAUUUCCAAUCUUUGUUGGGAAAAUGAAAAAAGCCCUCAUAGGUGGACAGCAAAAAGCUCCUCUUUCCCUUUGUAUAUAUAUUUUUCUGAGCCUCGUUGACUCUAGCGCUUCUUAAUGCUGCCCUCUGCUGACAUUAGGAUAUGUCUUCUGUUUUUAGCUUGUGUAUCUUAAAAAAGAUUAGAUUUUUCUGAAGAAGCCAGAAAAUCUUAUUUGCAGGAGAGGGCAUAUAGUAAAGCAGUCGUCGGUAGCCCUGUGUGGCAUGCGUCUGCUUUCUAUUAGCCACAGCAAAUUGAGAAAAUGAAGCUGUACUGCCUGGGGCUGAUGGAAGUUGUAGUCCAAAAUAAGCGAAUAGCUUCAGGUUAAGAGAGGCUGCAGCAGAGGAGUGAGCUGAAGUGACUCAUGAGUGUUAGAUGUGAAGCAGAAGAAUGUGGGGUUUGGGGUGCUGCGAGAAGAUCAUUCACUUUCAAGAACACACCUUGGAGACUUACAAAAAAGACAAAAGAAAUUUGCCUCAUCUUCUUGCAUUUAGCCGGGAACUUUCAUUCAUUUGCAUGGCUUCCUUUUGAAAACAAAAGGGCAUUUUUCUUGCUUGAUUUCAUGCUUGCAUUAAUCUUGGGUGUGUUAAUUUGAGCCAGUGAAGGGUUUUAUUUAUUGACUGAAUUUGCAUCCUGCCCUUCCUGCCGAAGGAGCCCAGGGCAGUUUUGACUUUGAAUUAUGCCUGGAUGGCUCUGGAUAACACUUGGUUGCUUGGCAAGUAGACGUGCGGCAUAAGCAGAAUAAAAAAGCCAUUUGCGUCAAGACGCAGCACCUCUUUCCAUUUUGCAUUUGCAUGGUCUCUCUGUUUCAAAUAACGGCUAUUUUUUGCUUUGUUCUGUUCAGCUGCAGCACUUCUUAUUUUCUGCAUGUGUGGCGUAUUAAAUGGGUACGUGUCUUAAGUUGAUGAACAGGUAGGGGUCCCUCACAGUGGGUUUGAUUUGACACUCUUUGACGUCACAUGGCUGAAGCAGAGAAGAGAGAACAAAACGUGACUCCCUUGGGCAGGCAUAGGCAAACUCGGCCCUACAGAUGUUUUGGGACUACAAUUCCCAUCAUCCCUGACCGCUGGUCCUGUUAGCUAGGGAUCAUGGGAGUUGUAGUCCCAAAACAUCUGGUGGGCCGGGUUUGCCUAUGCCUGCCCUUGGGCAUCUUCUUGCCUGUUUCCAUGCCUCUUAAAUUCAGCCCCAAACUACCGUAUUUUUUGCACCAUAACACUCACUUUUUUCCUCCUAGAAAGUAAGGGGAAAUGUCUGUGCGUGUUAUGGAGCGAAUGCCUGCGGGUGGCGGGGGGGAUCUGCUGCAGUCGUGAGCAGAGGAUCCAUGGUUCCCCUUCCUUCCCUCCUCCGUGGUUACAAAGCAUGGAUCCACAUGGAUUUUUGCAUUGGGCUACUCCAAACUCACUGUCAGAUCACAUGUCUGUGGCCACAGCAUGAACCACAAAAAUCAUAUAUCCACUAUUUUGUUUAGAAUAUUUUUUUUUCUUGUUUUUCUCCUCUAAAAACUACGUGCAUGUUAUGGUCUGGUGCGUGUUAUAGAGCGAAAAAUACGGUAUGUGUACUGGAUUCAGUACUCUUAAAACUUGGAUAGUAAGACAGCCUUGUAUUUAACAACUUGCCUGGUGCGUAUAGCGGGUUAGGAGUCCCACACAGGUGAGUGAGUAAGCUGGUGCAGAAGGAAUGGAUCUCUCCAUUCUGCUUGGUUUCCAUGCCAACUGCAGAAAACGAAGUGGAACUCUCCCCCUUCUCUCUGUCUUCCCUCCACUGGCUUGUUUGGGAGGGAGCAGUAUUUAUUCUCUCUCUCUUCCCCCCCCCCUCUUUCGCCCUCUAACCAUCUUCUAUUUCUACAGUGAUUCACUGCAGCCAGCAUGGAGACACAAAUUGCUAGCCCCUUAGGCUAAUAAAAAAAGGUUCAGGCUAGUUCAGGCUGAUUUUUAUUUGCAAUAUUUUACUCUGUCUCAUCAUUGCAUAGUGAAACCAGGGCAGGCAAUAGUCAAAAUGUAAAAUUCUAAAACAGUUUCCAGUUACAAAGUUAGGAAGCAGGAACAAACAAUUCCUGCUUUCAAUUUCCAGUUACAAAGUUAGGAAGCAGGAACAAACAAACAAAGAAUUCGAGACCAGGGAGAAGGGUCGAUGGAAGAAGACUGGAAAAAAUUUAAAAUAUAUCUUCAAAAAUAUUGUAAUAUAAAAGACUGUUAGAAAGAUGUUGGAAAAAGAAAAUUAGGUCAUUUUGGUAGAUAUGAUAUAAAGGAUUAAGCAAAAAUGAGUUGAUGAAAUUGAUGAAACAGAGGAUGUUUAACUAUAUUAUUUUAAAUUAAAAUACAUAAAUGAAAAUAAGGUUAGAAGGACUUGCUGGAAAUACGAUCUGAACUAGAAUACAAAAUUGGGAGGUGAGAGGAGGUCAUGGAAAUAAGUAAAGGGAAAAGGUUAUGUAAAGGUUUAAUCUGUUUUUGUUCUAUUUUAACUCAAUGCAUUUUUAUAUCUUUUGUUUUGUUUUCUUUUUUACUCUAUUUUAUUGUUCACUUUUUUCUUGUUACCUUUUGCUUUGUUAUGGUUAAAUUUUUCUUUGUAUUUUGUAUUUUUUUUUCUUUCUCUUUUUGUAAUUUUAAACUUGGAAUAAAUAUCAUUUAAAAAAAAAAACAAAGUUAGGCAGCAGCCUGUGGGUCCCCAGAUGAUGUUGGACUACAACUCCCAUCAUCCCUGAGCUCUGGCCUUGCUAGCUAGGGGUGAUGGGAGUUGUAGUUCAACAACAUCUGGGGACCCACAGGUUGAGAAAGGUUGGAUAAACAGUCUUGUCCAGGCACCAGAGGAGUCCCAUAAAAGCCUGCUGGCAAGUAUGUGUGUUAAUCUGGCGGUGAAAGAUCUUCAGUAGAUCAUUUCAGCCCUAAUCCCUGGCCUUAACCCGGGCUGAAGUGGGUCAAGAUAACUGGUCUAGGCAGUGCUAUUUUUCUGGGAAAAAAGGUGCCAGAACUCACCAUGAACACCUCCCUCAUUCUCUUAGAAUGGCAAUGACGCCCACCGGAGAGAUGCUGGAACUAAGCGAGUUCCGGCUGGAAAAAAAGCCCUGGGUCUAGGAGAUAGAUAACUUUGGUCUUAAUUGCAUUUGGUAGAAUUCAAGAUCUGAAACAAUUAGUCAUUCCUGCUUUAAAAAAAAUCAUUUGGUAAUUGUAGGUCCUUUAGCUCAUUAAAAGCUUUUAAAGCUGUGGGGUUCCUUUUAAAGCAUUUGUUUGGAAGAUUUAUAGACCACUAAAUAUUUGACAAUUUUAAAAAGGAUUUCCCAUCCUGUUUCUUUUGCAUUUCCUUGUUAAAAACUUGGAAUGGCAGCUUGAACUAAGCUCUAUUGUAGGCUUUGGAAGCCAGGCCACUACCAAAUGCGGAGGGCACCAGAUUGACCAAGGCUGCUCUGUUAAAAUUGCCCGGAUCAGUACUGUCAGCUUCUUCAGGGGAAGAGAAAGGGAUUUGUGGUGGUGGUUUGUGAGCACAGCGUAAGAGUUUUGUGGGUGUGUUUUUCUUUGUUAUGCAUUUGAUUUCUCUGGCUGCUGUAACACUCCUAUUUUUAAAGCAAUUUGCCAUUCCUCCCCUGCUUAUUAAAGGGAAGGACUGAUUAUCCUGAUGGGCUUCCAGAACUUGUUUUUCCACAACUUGUUCUCUGAAUUGAUUUAAUUGUGUUGUCUCAAACGUUCCAGCUACAGGACAGCAAGCUUCCUAAGUGGGUUUUUUAGAGGAAUAAACAAAUUAUGGUGACUUGGGCCUAGUGCUAAGUGUAACAUGAACUCAUUUUGAUUAGGAGGGUCGGUUACAGCAUGUUUAAAAAUAAAAAAAUAACCAGGCUACAAAUGGAGCUGAUGAUCAAUUUAUUUUAAUAAUUCAAGGAAUGGCAGAUACAAAAUGCAGAGCUAUGACAGUACUAAGAGAUGGAGAGGCAAGUUGCAAGGCAAAACUGGAUAAAAAAAAACCUGCAACAGAACCACAAAUAAAAAUUUAAUGCCGAAAAGAGAGGACAUUUUCAUUUGGGAAAUAGAAAGCUGCCAUAUAUCAAGUCAGAACAUUGUUCCAUCCUGACAGCACUCUCCAGGAUUUCAGUUGGAGACAUUCCCAGUCCUAUCGAGUUGUGGGAGGUUGAACCUGGAACCUUCUGCAUUCAUUUUUUUUAAAAAAAUAAUAUUUAUUAAUAAUUUCAGAAUUACAGAAAAAAGAAAAAAACAACACUACAAUACAAAAAAAAAGAGAGAAACGCAAAACAUAAAAACCAAUACAGCAAAAAAAAAAGGAGGGGGGAAAAAGACACAAAUCCCAAAUUGCAUAUCUAUAAUUUCCAUUUGCUUGUUUCAUUGACCUCCUCACACCUCCCUUUUUGUAUUCUAGUUUAAUUAAUUGUUUCAGCAAAUUCUUUCCAUCUUUCUCAAUUUUUGUUAAAAAAUUUAUCUUAACAAUUUAACCUAAUAAUUAACUCAACAAAUCCUUUCCAUCUUUCCCCAUAUUCUGUUAUUCAAAUUACCUUAAUUUAUUUAACCUUAUCUUACCCCAAAAUACCUUAAAGCUUAAAUCUUAGUUUUCAAAUAUACAUAGCUCCUGAUAUCAUUUCUGCUAGAGUCAUAUAGUUUCAUUCCAACAUUUUCCCUAAUAUUCAUUAAGCUAAUUCUAAAUAAAAAGUUUUCUUUAUAAAUUUUCUUCCAAUCAUCAUCCAGCGUCUCUUCUUCCUGGUCUCGGGUCGUGUCAGUCCUUACUGUCCAUUCCAUCUAGUCCAUCAACCUGGAAGCCUUAUGUCCGAGGCCCUUAAGUCUCUUCCAUGUCCCUUCUGCAGUUCUUCUUCUUCUUCUUGUUUAUACUUGCCCUUUUCCUUGUCUUUUGUUGGUCUCUUUCUUAAUUUCUUUCCUUUCUCAUUGAGGAGUAGGUCUCUGGGGGAUUCCAACCCAAAAUUGUCUCCAUCUCCCUUCAUCCAGCCCGCCCAUUCCCCACAGUCCCACUCUCCACAGUCCUCGAUAUAAUCCAAAAAGUAUUUAAAAUCAUAUUUCAAGGUCUCUCCAAGGUUAGGAACCUCCUCAGCUCCAAACUCCCCCGGCCCACUCCAACUUCAAUCUUCAAUAUCAGCGGCUUAUGCUCCUGUAGGGCCUCGGGUCUCUCCAUUUGUAUUAUUUGAGGUGCAGCCGCAUCCUCCUGGACCCUUCUGCAUUCAAAGCAGGUAUUCUACCACUGACCUUUGGCCCUUCACCAUUGUCAUAAUAUGCAACAUCAGACGAAGGUAGGAGGAGUUGUGGCAUACAUGGAGAUGGUGCCAGUGGUGCAAAAUUUAAGAAUCAUUCUAGGAAUCUAUGGUAUAAACAGGUUGUGAAAACAGUCACUCGCAAAUGUGACUACAUGCUGCUCACCUCAGACUCCAAAUCACGUAUGAAUAAGUUAUACAGCAUCAUUCCCCAUAAAUAACCUCUGGGGAUUUCCCCAUCACCAUUCCUCCCUUCAUCACAAGAAUUCUCCACCUACUUCCACUUUCAGUUUCUGGACUAGUUCUCUUACCUCCUGGCUGAGGUUACCUAGUGACAUUUAAUGAGGGACUUAAAAUGUAUAUGGAUUGUUUUCACGUGUUUGUGUCUGAAAUAAUCCUGGCUGUUCCGCUAAGCCUAAUGGCAUUCCAGUUGCCGUGUCUAUGGCUAAAUUGCAAGUUGCCUUAACUGUUUAACACAGAACUUUCUCUGCUAAGCUAUUUCUGCCAUUUCCAUGUCGGGACAAGUUGACAGUGUGAGCAGCUUAUUUUGGGCUGGAAUGGUAGGAUUUGCUAUCUCUGGUUAGGCAAACAAGACCAGUUCUGUGCCCUGACCCUAGUUGAAAAGAACAGAACUUUGAAGCUUAAACUCAUUUUUAAAAAUGCGCCCCAGGUUACUGUCUUACUCUCAGAAUAUUGAUUUUACUUAACUUUUCUUACCUAGGCAUGUUUUCCUGCAUAUGGGUUUGACUGCUCUGCUUAGCUGCCCACAUCUGCAUGAGUGGCCAGAGUAAACCGUGUAUUUUUUUUUUACCAUAAAAUACUCUUGCCCUUUCCAGCUCAAGACAGUUUUGCAAAACCCCCACGAAGCCCCUCCAGCACGUCGCAAGAAGCAGUCAGGUCGCGCGACUGUAAGUCGCUUUUGGGGGUGGGGGGGAGCACAACAACCUGUUUGUUUGUCUGCCAGGGUCAGCCCUUGCUCCUGCGUAAGGCCCUUCCUCUGCCUCUUCCCCAUUCUGUCAUCGUGCUGCUUUGCAAAAUCAGUGCCCUUUAAUGGUCUAGUUAUACAUAGUUUUGCUUGUGGAAAAUAUCCACACAGUUAUGUUCAGUAAUCCUUCAGGAAUGGCUUCUCAAGUAGGGAAAGAAACCUAUAUUCUAAUUUUUAAAUUAAAUCUACCGGUAGUUUUUAAAAACAUCUAUACUACUUAAGCAGCAGAAUAACUGAAAAUAGUAUUCCCUAGCCCACCUUUCUAGAACCCUUAGCUAUAAGCUGCCAUAGUUGUGAUUAGAUCCCAGUCAUAAGAUUCUCUGGUGCAAGGAACUAGCUGAAGCUCUCACAAGAGGCUUGUACAAACCCCCUAUGAUUUCUGAUGCUUGUCUGUUGCUUAUUCGAUGUUCCAGUUUGCUUUUGAAACUCCCCGUUUCAAACACAGUUUUCCUUGCAGAGUGGAGGACUGCUGUUUAGGACAGGAAAGUGCCUUGAGUCCUUUUAGGCUCACGGCGCCUUGGAUCCUGGCCAAGUUCUCUUGAGAAGAACUGGAGCCAUCUCCCCCAGUCUUGUUAAAAAAAUAAAACUGGUCUCCCAUCCCUGAGUAGGAUAGGUAUUCACAUUAUUUGCCUUGCAUGAUGGUGUGAUCUUAAGAACAGAAUACUGAUCAUGUUUGGCCGGGUUACCUCCCCCUUAAAAAGAGGUGCAUGCCAUACACAUAUCCCCCCUUUUGAGCCAUUCAUACACAUGCCAUGCAAAUAUUAUCGUACUUAAGAUAUUAGGAGGUACCGCAUAGCAGGGACUAUUUGACAGCUAUGUUUUGUUUUGAAUUACCUAAAAGCCCCACAGGAGCACAUAUUCAGGAGUUGAAGAACUGUGUACACCACAGUUUCCAUCAUGGGGCUCAGGCCGUGUGCUAUUUGUCUUGCACCUUCUGUGUGAAAAAGCUUGUCCCUGUUGCUCUCUUCACAGCUUCCCCCAUCCAUUUCUCUCCUGUCACUAUGGCUCUGUUAUGAUAGAGCAUCUCUCUUGUCUGAUGUGUCGGCAACCGACGGCCUCACCCUUCUCCAUACUGUCUGUCUCUUUUUCAGAGUGUGAGCAGCACCUCUGCAGCAGGACCGGCUGGGGACCAAAGUGAGCUGGUCACCAGGAUCGCGACCCUGGAGGCAGAGAAUCAAAACCUUCGUUGUGGUGAGUGGCGAAACCAGAUUAUGACUUGCAACUGACGUGCCAGUAAAAUCUUCACAUUCUCUUGUUCAGAAGGAGGAGUCUGUGUGUUUUGACUUCUGUCAGCAUUCUGCUGAUGCUAAUACAGUAACUGGCAGGAAGGAAAGCAAAGUGCUCCAUGCUGUCAAUUUUGAUCCCAUUCAUUCAGUGUUCUCUAUCCCUUCUCCCAUUCUCUAGUGGUUACAGACCUUCAGCUUGCCAUUUCCAGACUUGAGAACCGCCUGAGUCUUCUGGAAAAAUCAUCUACCUCUCAUCACCCUUCACCGCCACCACCAACACAGGUAAAACCAUUUCUAAAGGAACAUGCCAUCGUGUAUUUCAUCCAGUUGUGGACAGGAACACUAUGGGGAUUUGGGGGAGUGGCGGCAGUGGGGUUGGGGAAACCUCUGCAGGGUGUUUUUAUUUAAGCCCCAUGGAGAAGUACAUAGUCUCAACCAGACCUUUGUGUGCUAGAAAGGUGGAACAAGUUCCUUAUCUGUGGGGUAACGUCAUUUGUUUGUUUUUGGAGAGCUUUGUUGCAGGAGGAAAUUGGCAAUGGUGGGCAUUUCAUUUUCAGCUGUUAACAUCCUUCUCAUUAAGGAGUGCCAGGGUUUCCCAGAAAAUGUGUUUUACUUUUAAAACUAUUCCCUUAAUCUGUGUGUGGAAGUGACUAAGUAAAAACUUUCAUUUUAAGUGCACUGGCCUGGGCUGUGAUAAGUUACUGUCCACAUUAGAAGAUCCCUGCUGAGUUAUCCCAAAGACCCAUUUCGUUCAGCAACCUGUUCUCAUGGUUGCCAGCCAGGUGCCCAUGGGAAACACCCCCACAGGAUCAGAGCACAACAGCACUCUGGGGUGGAAAGCCCAAAUGACAGCCCUCUCCCCAUAAUUGUCACGAAUCACAAUCCAUUUUGGUGUUUCUACGCAUCUUCAUACGUUUCCGAGCACAAUUCAAAGUGCUGGUGCUGACCUUUAAAGCCCUAAAUGGCCUCGGUCCAGUAUAUCUGAAGGAACAUCUCCACCCCCAUUGUUCUGCCCGGACACUGAGGUCCAGCGCCGAGGGCCUUCUGGCGGUUCCCUCACUGCAAGAAGCCAAGUUACAGGGAACCAGGCAGAGGGUCUUCUCAGUAGUGGCACCUGCCCUGUGGAACGCCCUCCCACCAGAUGUCAAAGAGAAAAACAACUACCUGACUUUUAGAAGACAUCUGAAGGCAGCCCUGUUUAGGAAAGUUUUUAAUGUUUAACAGACCACUGUAUUUUAAUACUUUGUUGGAAGCCGCCCAGGGUGGCUGGGGAAGCCCUGCCAGAUGGGCGGGGUAUAAAUAAUAAUUUAUUAUUAUUAUUAUUAUUAUUAUUUCCUUUCAUUUCAAUGGGGCUCCCUCAGGGUAACAUGAUGGAUUGUGCCCCAUGGGUCAAAUUUGUGCUUGCUUAUUGGCUGGCACCAAAAACUCACCCUCUCGCACCUCUCCCCUUCUUUUGCCUGUGACCAGAGUUCCUCUGCUCCUAGCGAUUACCUCCCCUCCCUUUUGGCAUUUGCUUUUCGCUUUCCCUUGAUGCAAGAUUUAUUUUGGUGUCUCCUUGAAGCAUGUUACUCCCAUGAAGAAGGUGGAACCGCUGACCCAUUUAUCAAGGAAAGUUGAGCUGCCUUCUGCUUCGUCUACAAGGAAAGCAGAGUCCGCCGCGGCAGCGGCUGCAGAUGAGGACGAUGACGACAUCGACCUGUUUGGUAGUGACGAGGAGGAGGAAGACCAGGAAGCUGCCAGAGUUCGGGAAGAGCGGCUCAAGCAGUACGCAGAGAAGAAGUCCAAGAAACCUGGCCUGAUUGCCAAGUCUUCCAUCCUCUUGGAUGUCAAGCCAGUAAGCUCCUUUUUUUACCCUUUUCCAGUGAGUCAGUGUCAUGGGGAUAACUUCAGGUGCUCCACUCAACUGGUAAAGUGUAUCUUGUGUGAAUUGGGUGUUCAUAAAGAACUCUCCACCUUAGCCCUGAAGCUCUGAGUGUGUCGUCUCUGCCCUUCUCUGUCUCUCACCCUGUCUCUGCAGUCGUCUGGGGUGCUGGAACAAAUAUGAGGAGAGCUAUGAGCAUUCCUUGUUCUCAGCACUUGAUUGUAGAUGCAGAGCUGAGUGUCCUGAAGUUUGGGCGAAAAAAAUGCGGAACUCUCAAGACUGAUGAAGCGCUGCCUUGGAGUACUAGGCCAUGGUUAAUGGGCGUUGCUUAAUAGGGUUCCUAGUGUUUGCUGGUUUGGGCUUCUUGCCUAACUCCAAAUUUGGCAUCCCCUUAGACUUUUCGGACAAACUAAAAACGCCUGGCUUUGUAUCAGAUUCAGGGCACUUAGCUCACAAAAUGCUUAAUACCAAGCAUAGGAUGAAUACGUAGCAAAAACUUAGUGCAGCAGUAAUUGGGUUCUCAACUCUCUUUUGUCUUUCUGUGUAAUGCUUAGAACCCGUGUCAUGGGUAUGUCAGAUACUCAAAUACAAAAAUAGAGGAACCGCUAGACAGAAACAUGCUGAUAUGAGGGAGUUUGUGUGUUGUAGUGGUUUCACCUUCAAAUCCCAGUCACAAAACUUGUUACGGCUUUGGGCUAGUCUCCAUCUUUUGAGCUAACCAAACUCACAAGAAGGCAGGUGAGGAUGAGAAGCGCGGGGCAAGAUUGCCCUGUUUGCUGCCCUAAGAUCCUUGGAGAAAAAGCAGGAUCAAAAUAGCACCCGGCAUUUUUACAACCCGUUCCAUCUGUUUUAGCAUCAGGGUACCUCCACAAGGCGGAGUUGCAUUCUACACAAGAAGUAAUCUUGCUGUAGCAUAACAUAUUGAAAUGGCAACUAUCUAAUAAUUUUUGCACUGCAAACCUCCCAAGUGAACCUUGCAGCCCAGUCAUCACUGUACUCUCCAUUGAAUUUGCUUUGGGCUGGAACUUGAUUGUACAAUCUCUGUUGUUCAUGGCAGACACUUGAUUGGUGCAUGUUUAAGGAAAGGUUUGGGGGUAUGUUACAUUUGGCAAAAAAGAGCUCUGUGGAGUAGCUUGAAGACAGGUGAAAGGGAAGAUCUAAAGUUUCAUAAAAUUGCUAACUGGAUUUUAUUUCUCACCAAUGCUGGUAAGCUAAUCUACAGUUGUGUAUGACUUCUCCAUUUCACAUAUUUACUUUUGGAUAAUCUCUGGGAAGUCUUUUAUUCCUGCAAGCAACCUUGCACUGCCUUGUGUCAACUGUACUCCCUUGGCUCCUGCAUUUUCCUUACUGAUUGUGUUGCUAACUCCCAUUGCCCCCUCUCCUUUCCCUCCUUCAGUGGGACGAUGAGACAGACAUGGCCAAGAUGGAGGAAUGUGUCAGAUCUGUUCAGAUGGAUGGUCUGGUUUGGGGAGCCUCCAAACUGGUCCCAGUGGGUUAUGGCAUCAAUAAACUCCAGAUCCAGUGUGUGGUGGAAGAUGACAAAGUUGGGACAGAUAUACUGGAGGAGGAGAUCACCAAGUUUGAAGAUUACGUAAGUUCCCACAGAGGACUAUUUCUCUGGCCCAGUUGCCCAGCCCACGGUGAUGUAAUUCUUCACUGUAGAGAUGGAUGGCCAUCUGUCAUGGAUGCUUUAGCUGGGAUUCCUGCAUUACAGGGGGGUUGGACUAGAUGAGCCCUUGGGGUCCCUUCCAAUUCUGUGAUUCUGUGUCCAAGUUGUGCAAGACUCUUAACAAGAUCAUAUUGACCAUAUUGGAGCUGAUCCAAAACAAUAGGGAAGAGGUGGAAUUUCAUGAACAUUCCAAGCUAUUUUGGGGGGAGAGGGCUUUUGCUUUUUUUUUCCCCCAGGGAAAAAAACCCCUGUGGGUUUUUAACCUUAACCUUAAAACGCUGAUGCAAAGCGUUUGACUGAGGCCUAGUGUAGUCACAUUAGUAGAACUUGUACAAAACUUCUCACAGAAAUUAGAUAGACAGACAGGCAGACAGAUUCUUUGGAUUUGGAUUUGAUAUCCCGCUUUAUCACUACCCUAAGGAGUCUCAAAGCGGCUCACAAUCUCUUUUCCCUUCCUCCCCCACAACAAACACUCUGAGGUGAGUGGGGCUGAGAGACUUCAAAGAAGUGUGACUAGCCCAAGGUCACCCAGCAGCUGCAUGUGGAGGAGCGGGGAAGCGAACCUGGUUCACCAGAUUACGAGUCCACCGCUCUGAACCACGACACCACUCUGGCUCUCAUUCUGUGUAGCUGCUUAUGUACCAGAAUGCGAUCUGCAUAGGUCACUGAAGCUGAGUCCCUCUUAAACCAGCAGCUGUGCUUGAGAGUCCCAUUAUGUUUCCAAACCUUCAACACACAUCACACCUUCUUAAUUAUCUUAAUUAUCAUGAGGGUUAGGGUUUUCAAACGAUCAGAUUGCAGAGUCUGUGGUUUGCACACACAGCCCCUUCGCUUAGGCCAGUCUUGGGAUUUAUUUUUUUUGGCCUGAGAGUGCAAAAACUCUUCUCACUUCGUUUUUCUCCCUUAUGUCUUCCAGGUGCAGAGUGUUGACAUAGCUGCUUUCAACAAGAUCUAACGGCAAACCUUUACACUUUCUAGAGCUAAUAAAAGGUCAAGAGUUGGAGAGCAGUGCUGUGUGAGGGCAUCUUUCUUUUCUGUUGUAGGAGUUGCUGCUGAUCAGAGGGCCUUUUUCAGCUCUCCUCCUCCAGGGUGCCUCUCUUGUUUUGGAGGUGGUUGAACUUAAAUGUGCACUGCCUGGAGAGAAAGGCGCUGGUCCUGUUACGUUUCUUGUGCAAAUAAAGUUCAUUUCAGAUGACCCUGUA